AGUGAAGUCUUUAACUUUAACCAUCCAAACUAGUUCUUGUCUUCCUCUUGUUUGCGCCUCCAUGGUUAUCCUCUUCAUUUGCCUUUCAUCUUUUCACAGUGUUUGAUCCUCCGCCUUCAACGGCGGCUCUUGCCUUUCCACCGUGUUUUCUCCUCCGCCUCCAACGGCGGCUCUUAUCUUUUCAUGUUACUCCUCCGCCUUCCUCCAUAGAUGGAUCUCCGGUCAUCUCAGAAGAUUAUGAAAUGGAUAGCGUGUCUUGUGAGCAAACGGAUCAGCAGGGGCUGUGUGAGAAGAGGUGGUAGUUGAAUAGCGUGUGAAGAUUAAUAAAUCUCAAACCAUAUCAGAAGAUUAUCAGAUCUAUUAUAUUAAGAAGGUUCAAGUCUAGGGCCUCUUUUUUUGAGUUUGUGAUCUUGGAUUAUUUGCAUUGGCUAUAUAAAUGGAAGAUGAAAGUGUUGGGAUGAGCUGAUACCUGAACCUUCAGGAAUCAGAGUUACUGUUGGCAAGAGAUUUAUAUUGAGGAAUGGAGUAAAAAACGCGAGCCUCAUCACACUGAUCGCAUGCUUAGAAUGUUGAUCACUAGAAGCUGUGGUUCGCUUUGCAAGCACUGCGUCAGUAGCAAUUCCAGGAGAAAAGAUGGUCAUCAUUUUGUAAUUGUUUCCGUUUAUUAUUGCUGACAGAAACAGUUCUGAAAUGAUGACCGUGUGUUUAUAAAUCAUACCGACAGACAUUUUGAAUAUGUAUCGGAAUGAGGACAUUGGCAUAAAUGAGGUCUACAGCAAGCAUGAUCCUUCGGCAGCCAUAUCACCCCCUGUUUCAGGACAUACUGCGCCUCCAUUUGGAAGCUACCCUGGACAUUUUCAAUCAACAAUUCCAGCCGCGGGUUUGUCGUAUGGUCUUGGUCCUGGAUCUUCACUUCAUCCUGCUGCAGGCUUCUUAAGCGAUGCCUAUUGGAUUUCAAAUAUUGCCGAACGCCCUAAAAAGGCUCCUGUGCCUAAUUGGCUUAAAGAAGAAAUAAUUAAGAAUGCAUCUGUUAUCACACGCUCUUCUUUAGAGCAUGCUAAAGAGGAAUCAAAAUUCAUAGAGGAUGAAGGUGUUGAUAGAUUGUAUGGGAAGGGUGAGCAAGCUGAUAGCAGAAGUGUUGAUUCUCCUAGGUCGAAUGAAGAAGAAGAAGAAGAAGAUGAGGCUGCUGAGGAAGUUGCUAAAUCUGCUGCCCUUAAUCAAGAAAUAAAACGUGUUUUGACUGAAGUUCUUUUGAAGGUUAGCCGCAUUAAUCUAAUUGGAUGAACUGCAUUCAGGAGAAGACAUUAAGAGUUAUUCUGGAGAAGACAUUAAGGAUGCAGAGCUUGGGUUCAGGGCAAAUGAGAAAGUGGAUAGAAAUGGUAAGAAUUCGGAUGAAGUGCAUUCAAGAAAGAAAAAGAAAGAUGAUCAAAA
Molecule: messenger RNA, 1431 nt
Organism: Mercurialis annua (annual mercury)
Lineage: Eukaryota; Viridiplantae; Streptophyta; Magnoliopsida; Malpighiales; Euphorbiaceae
Exons: 6
Coding region: 736-1284 (182 amino acids)
Source: RefSeq, a predicted model, not a curated record